ACAGAGCAAAUACCUUCUUUUUUUCUUUUGUGUGCAGUCAUUCGAUUGCGUGUAAGUUCUGACUAAUGAAGCUAUGGCAGAACGCAGAGCCGACUUAAACCUUCCGAUGAGGCUUCAAUGCAACACAUGUGAUCAUAUCAUGUCUAACGGCACCCAAUUCAAUAGCCGUGUAGAACAAGUCAUUGGCGAGACGUACCUUGGGAUUAAAAUCCUUAGGUUUCACAUCCAGUGCACCAACUGCACUGGUGAGAUAAAGUUUAAGACCGAUCCAAAGAACGCUGGUUUUAUAAUCGAAUCAGGUGCAACUUACCCUUCCCUUCUACUAUAGCCGGAUUAGGUUAAAGACCAAUUUUUUUUUUUUUUUUUUUGUUGGACCAAAUCUAGGAUUAUGUUAAUUUGAUCCCGCUGGAUAUUUUCUACAUAUAUUUUACCUUUUUCACAGGUUUUGUUUUCUUAUUUUUUGUGAAACAAGACACGGGAAAUAAAUUUUUGUCCUUGAUUUUUCUUAUAUAUAUCUUUGGCUUAUCAUCACUUUUACAAAUUCUUUGUGAGGUUUCUCCGAAAAGGUUACUUUACACAUAUGAUUCACACGACGACGACGCAU
This is a messenger RNA of Arabidopsis lyrata subsp. lyrata, 604 nucleotides long. RefSeq names its product coiled-coil domain-containing protein 94 homolog. The transcript has a single exon. The record is from RefSeq and is a predicted model, not a curated record. Gene Ontology annotation, cellular component: U2-type catalytic step 1 spliceosome. The coding region runs from base 74 to 328 and encodes 84 amino acids. NCBI's taxonomy places the organism in Eukaryota, Viridiplantae, Streptophyta, Magnoliopsida, Brassicales, Brassicaceae. Gene Ontology annotation, biological process: mRNA splicing, via spliceosome.